AUGAGCUAUAUCCACCCCUCAUGGAAUUAUCCGGGGCAUCAGGGCAUCCCAAUGGACCAGCAUAUGGCAUAUGACCCGUCCAUGGUCCCUCCUCCGAUGAUGCACCCUAUCGACGGCUAUAUGUACCCUCACCCACCAAUGGAGAUGAUCGACUACUACCACCAACCGAUUAUGGAUUACGACGAAUACACAGAAAAUUUGUCGCGACCACGGUUGACCAAGGAACAAGUCGAAACCCUGGAGGCCCAGUUCCAGGCUCACCCGAAACCCAGCAGCAAUGUUAAGCGUCAAUUGGCGGCUCAAACAAAUUUGAGUCUGCCUCGCGUUGCAAAUUGGUUUCAGAAUCGCCGCGCAAAGGCCAAGCAACAGAAACGCCAGGAGGAAUUUGAAAAGAUGACAAAGGCAAAGGCCGAGGCCGAGGAGGCUGCUCGCCGGAAAUCAGAGACUUUGGACCAAUUGUCUGGAUCCCGAAAGGGAUCAAUCGCCAAGGAGGAAUCGGAGAAGUGUGCUACUCCUAAGCAAACAACUACCUCCACAUCCAGUGGCCAUACCAAGACAGAUUCCACAUCCAGCCGUUCCAAGCACCACAAAACAAAGAGCGAGUCGGCAAGAGAAGCAACUUUCGCAUCUUUGCAGAGGGCGCUCAAUGCUGCCUGUGCUGCUCGGGAUCGAUUCGGUCGUCGAAUCAACCCCCGAAGCAAGAAUGAUCCUGUCACCGAAGAAGAAGGGGAGGAGGAAGAAGUGGCAGUGUCCCCUAGCUCGAUGCCACCACCAAAAACGGUCACUCCAGCUAAUGACCAUGGGAAUCUUGCCAACAUAAACUCUUCUUUUGCGGGCUGGUCUGGUAUGAAGGAAGAGCCAGCUUCGUGGGGAUCCGGCGAGCACAAUGAGAACAUGGCAUACACUACAGAGCAGCCCUCAUAUACCACUUACCACCAAUCAAUGGCAGAGAUGUCGAACCCUUCCCACUCUGUGCAGAACUUGGACGUGUACUCGAACCACCUGCCCCCUCACCGGGAAGAGUGGUCUGAGGACAGGGAAUCACGACACGACAACGUUGUCUACAGCAACAUGCAAUAUCCGAUGUCCAUGCAGGCGCCAGAUAUCUCAGUCACACGUCGUGAGUCGUCUGAUGCGCUCACUGCCUCAUUGGAUGGCAUUGGAAUCUGUACUACCGCCCAACCUGGGUUGUCUCAAUCUCUCGAUCGAGUGGAAGCAAGUUGCUGGAAGGAACCCGGCAAGGAGCUUGACCUCGCCGCACGACGCAAGCGCCCUCGCCCGGCUGCCAUUGGCACCUCCGGAACUCGUCCUUUGGCUAACUCGACCUCGAUGUCCUCGCUGUCACCUACCGCUCGUAUGCCUAGCUCCGGUAUCGGCAACUCGAUGAGACAAUCCAAGUCAACCCAGAGCCUCAACUCCCGGUAUGCCGGCGUGAGGAAGGCAUCAGCUGCCCAGCGGUCUCCUCUCAAUUUCACUUUUGCGGAUUCCGGGUCUAUCAAGAAGGCCGAGAAGAUGCUGCGACCCUCGGUCUCGACCAAUAGCCUAGCUCCACCGACUCCCCUGACUCCCCAAGACCUCCAACAUUUCAUGCCUGCCUCCCCCACGGAAAGCAACUACUGUUUGUCGGCCCAUUCGACAGCCCACUUCUUCCCUACCUCUCAGCCCAUGCAGGUCAACAUGGCAUCACCUCCUACCACGCCAAUGGAUAUUUACUCCCCCUUCCCUUAUCAAAAUGUGGCCCCGCCGAUGUCGGCUCCGGCUCAUGUUUCUUCCUUCCCUGAAUAUAUCUCAUGUGACUCGAUUCCCAUGCCAGCCCGCAGCUGGGCCGACACCGCUUCCAUCUCUUCGCCCGAGUACCCGGCUGGUCUCCAGGUGCCGCAUUCAACCACCGUCUCCCCCAUGGGCUAUAACGGGGCCACCGAUCACACCGGACAGGCUUUUGGCAUGGAAUCGGUCUCUGGCUCGCCGUCUUUGAUCUAUUCGAUUGAAGAUACCGACCUACCAGGCUCUGCCGAGCUUGCAGAGAGGAAGCGGACUGAAUUUAUGAUGCACGAAUUCCCAGAGCAUGAUGUCCGCUUUAGUGGCCAUCACUUGCCAUCGAUGCAGAAGCCAAAAGCCUACACGUUCGCGAACAACACGACGCCAAGUAAUUACCCUUCCUAA
This is a messenger RNA of Penicillium robsamsonii, 2163 nucleotides long. Its product is annotated as homeobox domain-containing protein. Gene Ontology annotation, molecular function: DNA-binding transcription factor activity, RNA polymerase II-specific; DNA binding. The record is from RefSeq and is a predicted model, not a curated record. NCBI's taxonomy places the organism in Eukaryota, Fungi, Ascomycota, Eurotiomycetes, Eurotiales, Aspergillaceae. Gene Ontology annotation, biological process: regulation of transcription by RNA polymerase II. Bases 1 to 2163 code for a protein of 720 amino acids. Gene Ontology annotation, cellular component: RSC-type complex; nucleus. The transcript is spliced from 2 exons.